UCUCCUCUGUAUGUAACUUUGUGAGCACUGAACUGGCUCUUUGCCUCUCCGUGGACGCAGCAGUCGGCCAGCGGGGCAGCCUCGUCCCUGCUCUCCUCGGCUCUCCUCUCGCUGUUCCUCCGUCUUGUCCCAGAUGGAGCUGGCGCUAUGUCUCCUCCUGCUGAGCCUUCAUGUCGCUGCGGUGAGGUGCAGCCCCGGCCCGUUACUGGAUGUUGUCAUCGAUCGCUACGACAUACCCAGGUGGUGUCCCAGGGAGGCGCAGACCGAGGACUUUGUGCGUUAUCACUUCAACGGCACUUUCUACGCCGACGGGAAGAAGUUUGACUCCAGUCAUGACCGUGGUGCUGCCUUCAUCAGCCAGAUCGGCCUGGGCAGGCUGAUCACGGGGAUGGACCGAGGGCUGCAGGGCAUGUGCGUCAACGAGCGCAGAAGGAUCACCGUCCCGCCUCACCUCGCCUACGGGAGCAUCGGGACAGGUGGUGUUAUUCCUGCCGAUGCUGUGUUGGUGUUUGACGUCCUCCUGCUGGACAUCUGGAACACAGAGGACAAGGUCCAAACCCGCACGCUCAGCAAGGCGGCCAGCUGCAGCCGCACCGCCGCGGCAUCAGAUUUCAUCCGCUACCACUACAAUGGCACGCUGCUGUGCGGGAAACCCUUUGAUUCCAGCUACUCCAGGAAUAGGACAUACAACAUCUACUUGGGACAGGGCGAGGUCAUCAAAGGCAUGGAUGAAGGCCUGCUCGGCAUGUGUGUAGGAGAGAGACGGCUCAUCAUUAUCCCGCCCUUCCUGGCAUACGGAGAGAAGGGCUAUGGCACCAUGAUCCCUCCUCAGGCGACGCUGGUGUUCGAGGUGGUGAUGGUGGAUUUGUUCAACCCUAAAGACAAUGUGACUGUGGAAGUGAAGGAGGCUCCCGAGGUCUGCACCCGUAGGACCGUGGUAGGAGACUACAUCCGGUAUCACUACAACGGCACUUUCCAAGACGGCACGGCCUUUGACUCGAGCUACCAGCGAAACAGUACCUACAACACCUAUAUUGGUAAGGGCUACGUGAUCUCAGGAAUGGACAAAGCCCUGCAGGGACUGUGCAUGGGAGAGAAGAGGAGGAUCACUGUGCCCCCUCACUUUGCUUAUGGAGAAAACGGAGUCGAGAACCUCAUUCCCAGCUCCGCUGUGCUAAUCUUUGACAUCCACGUCAUUGACUUCCACAACCCCAACGAUCCGGUCCAGAUCAAGGUCAUCUACAAGCCUGAGGAAUGCAACAUGACCAGUGAAGCUGACGAUGUGAUUCAGUACCGUUACAAUUGUUCCUUGAUGGACGGCACCCUGCUGUACUCCUCGGACCAUUACGACUCGGCUCCCAUCACAACGCUCGGAGCAAACAAGGUGAUCCAGGGUCUGGAUGAUGGUUUGAGGGGCAUGUGUGUGGGUGAAAGGAGGGAGGUGGUCGUCCCACCCCACUGGGGGCACGGAGAAGGCGGAGCCAGAGGCGUUCCCAGCAGCGCUGUGCUCUUCUUUGAGCUGGAGCUGCUGGAGCUGACGAAGGGUGUGCCUGAGGGUUACAUGUUUGUGUGGCUUGGGGACGGCCCAGAUCCUCUCUUCCCUGCCAUGGACCUCAAUGGUGAUAAAGAGGUUCCUCUGGAGGAGUUUACAGAAUUCAUCAUGCUCCAGGUGAAAGAGGGCAGAGGUCGCCUUCGACCGGGGAUAGAUGUUCACAGCAUCAUCAAGGACAUGUUCAACAACCAGGACCGCAACAGUGACGGGAAGAUUGUACCAGACGAACUGAAACUGAAGGCAGAUGAGGACUCAGAGAACACCAGACGAGACGAGUUGUGAACGAAUGAAUGUUCAUGACGGGCUGGGGAAGACGGGCACGCCAGGGCUGUGGUUGUACUGCCAUGUCAGUAGCUGUUGUGCAACUGAUUCGUGGGUUGGAAAAUAUUUGACAUGCUGAAGUUGGAUCCAGUUGGAUAGCCCUAGAUUGUUGUGCCUUUAAUGAGGAGAGUUGGGCGGUUUUGCAACAUUCAACACAUUCAAUACAACUAUUGCAGUAAAAUCAAACAGUGAAUGCACAGUCCAAACAGCCUGAACAACACUGACAGAACAGGACAACAUUUAUGCACUCACUGUUUAAGAGUUACCAGUAUGUGCAACAAGGGCUACGGGUAUUUGAAAAUGUGAAAGCAAUAAAUAUGGUCAGUAGAGAGAAUGUGCUCUGUGGUGAACACAUUUUCUUCCACCAUUUACAUUGAACUACAGCUAUAUGGGCUGACACUUCUUUUCAGAACAUCUAGCCCAUGUAUUUUAAAUGACUGAUGGACUAUGGAGCCAUGUAAGCAGAGUGAACGCUGUGCCUUAUACCCUUCCCCCAGAUUAAAAAAUAAUAAUGUAAGGGCCACUGGUUGUAUUUUGAGCAGUAACAGAAACUGUAUCACAGAAAUUCUGUUAUAAAAUGGUCAUGUGUUGUAGAUGGUAUCUCAUAACAAACUUUUAUAAUAAAAUGUAGAAAAUACUUUAUUCCCACCACACUG
Molecule: messenger RNA, 2529 nt
Organism: Myripristis murdjan (pinecone soldierfish)
Lineage: Eukaryota; Metazoa; Chordata; Actinopteri; Holocentriformes; Holocentridae
Gene: fkbp10a
Product: FKBP prolyl isomerase 10a
Exons: 10
Coding region: 134-1834 (566 amino acids)
Cellular component (GO): endoplasmic reticulum
Molecular function (GO): peptidyl-prolyl cis-trans isomerase activity
Source: RefSeq, a predicted model, not a curated record